Molecule: messenger RNA, 843 nt
Organism: Medioppia subpectinata
Lineage: Eukaryota; Metazoa; Arthropoda; Arachnida; Sarcoptiformes; Oppiidae
Source: the annotation of a GenBank genome assembly
AUGACAGAUUUAAAACUGAACGCUCGGGAACUGCAGUCACUGACCACAAGGGGACUCACUUUGGAGACUCGGAGUAUCAGUUGUGGCUCUUAUGCUAAUGUCUAUAAAGCAAAGACAGCGAACGGCGAGAGCAGAGCCGUCAAAAUCAUCGAUUGCACGAAAGUGUCCAACGAUUAUAGGGAGAGAUUCCUUCCUCGAGAGCUCUACGCCCUGAAGAAACUGAAUCACAGAUUCAUAGCUACAGUGUUUGAGACAUUUCUGGUGUCGAACCGUAUGUUUAUGGUCAUGGAGUUGGCCACUGGCGGCGACCUCUUGGACAUCCUUAAGGAGAACGAGGGACCGCUCGAAAACUCCAAAUCCCGGGUUAUGUUCAGACAAAUCGCAGAGGCGUUAAAAUACAUGCAUUCAGAAGGCAUUGUUCAUCGAGACCUCAAGUGUGAAAACGUACUCAUUUUUGACAACAAAAAAGUGGCCAAAAUUACAGACUUUGGAUUCGCCCGCACUGUAUAUCUGCACACAACGGGUCGCCGACUAUUGACAGAAACCGCUUGCGGCACAAUUGGUUACGUCUCACCCGAACUGUUGGGCGGCCAUCCCUUCGAUGCGAUGGCGAGUGACUGUUGGAGUCUUGGAGUCAUUCUGUAUGUGAUGUCAACCACGAAAUUGCCGUUCAAUACACGCCAUCAAAGACGCAGACAACUGACCAAAAGGUAUAAACUGCCGGAAAGACUACACAACGACUGCAAAGACAUCAUCAAAAAGUUAUUGGAACCGACGGUCAGCGACAGGCCUAAGAUGGACCAAGUUUUACAACACAAGUGGAUCAGUCAAGUGAUAGUUUAG